Messenger RNA from Symbiodinium natans, 5556 nucleotides. The record is from the annotation of a GenBank genome assembly. NCBI's taxonomy places the organism in Eukaryota, Dinophyceae, Suessiales, Symbiodiniaceae.
AUGAUGACCGCUGGCGUGGUCAAGGAGAGGACUCGUGAAGGAUUCGUCAUUCAUAUUGACGAGUGGCAGUGGGUUAGUCCUUCCCAAGUGAAGCGUUUGCUGAGGGAUUGGGGUUAUAGGCAACUUCCCCUUCUUGAGGCUGAGCCUGCUUCAACACGGGACCAAGAGCGCAAGGGACACGCGCCUGUUCCACACUCUGACUCAGAGGCUUCGGAAAGCCCAGCGCGCCUUAGUGUUGAAGCUGAGGCGCCUGGCGAACGCCCACCUGCCCUCAACAGGCGGGGUCGGCGAGCCCGUCGGACCCGUUCGAAGCGAAAGCCUGAAGUCCAAGUUGCGAAUGCGCUAGAUGAGGUGCUGUGCACAGACGACUUGGAGGCUGACCCUCCGCUUCGCCGCAGCAAAGCGACCUUCCUGUCGGAGGGACUCGACAAGUUGCGCCAGCAGCUGGGGCACAAGGAUAGCGCCCAGGAGCGUAAGAGAAGCCAGGACACUGCAACGGCCCUUGCUGAAAAAGCAGCGUCGGCUGCCGCCAAGAAGCCCCCAGCCAAGAAGCCUAGAACUAGCGGUUUAGCUGCAAGUUUGCGCAAGGCCUUGAAGCGGGAGGAAACUGCAACGGAUGAGGAGGCGGGAGAUGAAGGUGAGGAAGCCGACGAGGACUCAGAAAUCUUCGCAGGCCUGCAUAGUCGACGCCAGAAGCUUAGGACGCUGGCCAAGCUGCAGCCUGGCAAACUUCUGGUUGCCGGCAUGCAGAACUUCGCAGAGCAGUUAGGACAAGCAUUUGGGGAGGCGUCCGAUGAUCCCUUGCGCCCGCUCGCAGUACGUUAUCUGCUUUCGGUUGUUGCUCCGACGUACCCAGGACAGACCCUGUCUGACAGUGACUACCGGGAGCUUAGGAGCUUGGCAGAGAUGCUUGACCAGCUGGUCCGCGGGGAGACGGCCACGUUAGGCGAUUUCUUGAUGCAGCGAUUCAAGGCAAAGCUUAUGGCAACUCGCGAUGCCUCAUGGAGUGCGGCCAAGUAUCUAGAGCUGAUUCCCAUUGAUCCUAUCCACCAUGGCACAACAGUGGAGGAGGAGGAAUGGGUACGUAAUAUAAGGACCGACCCGACCCCUCCUUAUCGCGACCCAGCCAUGCAUCAAGGGUCCGACAACCUGGCAGCAGCCAGGAGCACCAGCAGCACCAAAGCAGAGGAAGACCUGCAAGUGACCGUCAGCAAGUUUCCUCGGGUGAGGCCUCCGCCUCCUGCCCGUCGCCAGCGCAACGAACAGGGCCAGGAACUCAACGACACUCGCCGGCAAGUCACGUAUGCGCAAGGGACCAAGACUGCCAAUGGACCGGGGCGGUUAGGCCAGAGCCACAAUCCCGGAAAGGAGCACAGGCAGCCUGGUCAGCUCGCACUUCCGGCUCCAGCUGGAACAGAAGCCCCUGCCGGUCGGAUGAGCGCAUGGAAAAAGGAAACUCCUCGCAAGCAAGGGGAGUCACGCCGCAACUGGAAGAAACGAGUCUUCCAGCAACACCGACAGGGGGGCAAAAGCAGGGAGGACAGUCCACUCAGCGUGGACAUGGACGAUCUGUCAUGCCCAAAAGGUGUGGGCGUUCUCGCCAGAAAGAGUUUAUCGUCAGUUGCUGUGCCACCGGAAGUGAGGGAGAGGAACCGUUUGGGAGUGGAUUGUCUGCUUCUCUUUGAAUGGCGAAUUCAGUGGCUGGCAGCCCUGUCGGCUACGGUCACAUUGCCAAACUUCGGGGAGUUGAUCAAAUCCCGGCGCAUCAGCUAUGACAACGAGGAGGUGUCGGUUGCCUUGCCUCUUGUUUUGGGGGAGCUAGUGCCUGGUUUGCCUAGAACAGGGGUUGCUGGGUCCCUGCUCGCUGUUGAUUUUGCGACGGGGGUAGUUCAGGACUGGCUGUCAAAACCGGAAGAGGCACUUCUUCCCUGUGAACGCUGGCCCUCAAAAAUCCCCAAAGCCCGUAUUCAGUGCAGCUAUGAAGAGUGGUGCCGAGUAGCCCAGCACAUGCAUCAGCUGGGUAUUCUCAGGGCCAUCGACAAAGCAGACAUUCUUCAUGUUAACGGGAGGCCUGUUUUAAAUGGUGCAUUCGCAGUCCUGAAGAAGGGCGAGCCAAGCGAGGGGUUCCGUAGGGUAACCCGUUUCAUUAUGAACAUGGUUCCCGGGAACACAUAUCAAAGACCUCUUCGCGAGGAAGUGGCGACUCUGGCAGGCGCUCCAACCUGGUCUAACAUUGUGUUGCAGAGCGGGGAAGUCCUGCUCUGGUCAUCGGAAGAUCAGAAGGGUGCCUUCUACGCGUGGCAGCUCCCGUCAGGAUGGGGCAAAUACAUGACGUUUCAUUGGCCCGUGCCAUGUGAGCUUUUAGGCCUUGCGGGAACAGGCAAAACGCAUGUCUGUGCGGCAGUUAUUCCCAUGGGUUGGGUCAACGCCGUUCCAUUGUUUCAACAUCUGCAUAGACAACUCGGACUGAACCCAGCCUGUGGGGCUGACCUCCCGCCUGAUUUUGAGUGGAGACGUGACCGCCCCUGGCCCCUGCAGGCGCAGUCCUGGUACCAGUACUAUCUGGACGAUUUCGACGCGGUGGAGAUAUUCGAGCCGGAGACAGCGCCUCCAGAGGGGAGUCCUGCGGAUUUUCAACUCCAACAACGGCGCGCGUACAGCUUGGCAGGCGUGCAAAUUGCUACUGACAAAACUGUGCAGAGAGCAACAAAAGUCGAACGCAUGGGCGGCUCGGUUGACGGAGUCGUUGGCCGAGUAGGCGUUACUGCAAGUAAGAUGCUGGAAAUCCUAGCCUUUGCUCGGUAUGUCUUGGGGCGUCAGCGCCUCGGCAGCCGGGUUUGGUUAAUGCUACUGGGACGCCUUGUACGCAUUUUCGAGUUUAGGAGGCCGCUCCUAGGUGUACUUAACCGGGUGUGGGAGCACGGAUCUCUGCAGCGGCUGGUGUGGCUGCGACAGAAGGAUGCAGACGAAGUUCUCAUUGCCUUAAGCUUGCUGCCCUUAGCGUUUUCUGACCUCCGGGCCCCUAUCUCUGAUAUGGUGACUGUGAGUGAUGCAUCUAUGGAAGGCGGUGGUCACUGUCGCAGUGCAGGAUUAAUGGAGACUGGUCAGCAGGCACUGGACUCGGCCUCUCGCGAUGGGACGCAUGCUUUUCACCCACUGGAUUCCAUGCAGCAUGGUAGGCAAGUCUCCUCCGGGGCGCCUAGAGUAUUCGUGAUAUCACUCUUUGAUGGCAUCGGCGCACUCAUGGUGGCGUUAACGCAAUUGCCUGUUCUGGUGAUAGGAUAUGCAGCUGCAGAGCGGGAUGCCGACAGCAAGAAGCUGGUGAGGAAGCGCUGGCCGGGUGUGCUGGAGCUAGGUCCGGUGGAGCACCUUACCUCCAACUUGCUAGAACAGGUAUUCACGUCUUCGGGUUACGAGUAUGACUUUGUGUUAGUGGGUGUCAGCAGUCCUUGUCAAAGCCUCGUUGCGGGCAGCAAGGAUCAGCGGGCUGAUGCUGUCAAAUUGCAGCUGUUCCACGAGGGGUUGCGUGUAAUCAAAAAUGCGCGAGAAGCGCAAUCUAAACCGGUCCAUUGGUUUGUUGAAAACCUGGGUGACCUACCUGAAGACAUUGUCAGAAGCUUCAAUGCCACCCUGCAGGUCAAGCCAUUCCACAUAUGCGCUUCUUGGUUUUCCUACUGCGAGAGACCUCGCCUUUACUGGUGUUCCUGGGCGUGGACAUCUCGUGAUGCCAUUGCCCCGUACGAUGAGGACGACCUCAUGAGGAGCGGGCUGCAGGCUCGCUACUGGCGCUGGGCGGUAGUGCAAGGCUGCACGCUGAAAGAUUCGCUAGUUAGUUCCCAAAUGCGGCGUCGCUACGCCUCUGCAGUCGCGGUUCUGCUGGAGUUUUGGAAGUUGCAUCAAUGUGGGCCACGCGUCUUGGAGCAAGUGGAUGCAGCAGUGGCAAUGUUUCUAGAGCACGUCUUUUCCGAAGGCGAACAUAAAUCGCUCAGCAAUGACACGUUGGCCGGAUUGCAGUUUUUCAUGCCGUCAAUCAGAAAGCGACUGCACUACUCAUGGAAGCUGUGCAAAGUUUGGCAUCGCAUUGAGCCGCCUCAGCGAGCAGUCCCCAUUAAUCCGCACUUGCUGGCAGGUUUCGCGGGAUUAGCGUGGGCAGGUGGCUAUAGGGCAAUAGCUGCUGCUUUGUUGGUGGGUUUUGAUGCCAUGUUGCGCACCGGCGAACUGUUGCAGGUCAGGAUGCAGCACAUUUCUUUCAUCAAAGGUCGGGCUGUCCUUUGUUUGCCUUCCACAAAAACGUCUAAGCGCUCGGGCAACCAGGAGAUGGUUGUUGUGGAGAGCGUUUUGGCUAAUGCAGCGCUGCGGUGCGUUGUUUGUGAAUCCUCCGGCCUGCUCUUGCCUGACGGAGCAGCUCACUUCCGAAAAGUCUUUCAUGCUUUGUGUCGUGCUUUUGAUCUUGAUUUUCACGUCACGCCGUACUCCUUGCGUAGGGGCGGUGCCACGUAUGCCUUCCUGCUGCAUGGUAGCAUGGAAAAGUGUUUGUUGCGUGGCCGUUGGGCCAGCUCUUCUUCAGCCAGAAUCUAUCUGGCCGAUGCGAUUGCCACAGUUCGUUUCCUGCAGCUGUCACCCAAGCAGCUGGGUUUGGCCGCUGCUGCAGCAGAGGCUGGAAAAGUGGUGGUGCGCGGAACGUUCCUCCACGUCGAGGAUGACAGUGGCCUGCGUGCCCGCUUCCGCUCCAUGCGAAAGCUGAAGACGGACUCCGCAGUGGCAGGGGUCUUCGAUGAGCUCGAUGCCUAUGAGCCGGGCAAGUUGAGCUCGGAAGCCGCCAGGGAAGAGGCCUCCCACGUGGAGGCAGCGAGCACGCCCCCUGCUGUUGCGCCGCAGCAGCGCACCGCCAGGGCCAAGACCGCAGCCGGGAAGACCACUGUAAUGCUGCGUAACAUUCCCAACAACUACUCGCGUGACAUGGUGAUCGAGCUGUUGGACGAGCAUGGCUUUGCAGGGGCCUACAACUUUGUGUACCUUCCGAUGGACUUCACUCGUGAUGCUAACUUGGGCUACGCCUUCGUCAACCUCGAGACAAGUGAUGCCGUGGAUGCCCUGUGGAAGACUUUCGACGGAUUCUCCGACUGGUUGCUCUGGGACCCAGAUGAGCAGGUCUGUUGGAGCGGCCCACAUCAGGGAUUCCAAGCGCAUGUGGAUCGAUACAGGAACAGCCCCGUCAUGCACAAGUACGUUCCGGACCACUACAAGCCUGUCAUCUUCAAAGAAGGUUUGAAGCCCUUUCAGCAAUAUGGGGCGAAGAGGCUGAAGCAGGCACUGCUUGAGCGCCUGGGUACGCCGGCCGAUGCCGCUUCGCGGCGUGAGACAGAGGUGCUCCGCGCCGCGUUCCCCGGCGAUGCCAUUGGAUCCUACUAUUCGGUAUUCUACGCGUUGGCCGAGUUCCGAUGCGAGUCUUUUGAUGUCAAGAUGGACAGUGCAAUGAAUGUCCUGACGGAUGAAGGCAAGAAGAUUCGAAGCUUGUCUCAUUUAACAUGCUCCUGGAAGUUGUUCUACACCUGA